AUGGGUGAAGACCGCCGCCGCUGCUCCGGCAGCGAGGACCGCAUCAGCGGCCUCCCCGACGAGCUGCUGCACGCCAUCCUCGUCCGCCUCUACUCCACCCGCGCCGCCGCGCGCAGCAGCGUGCUCUCCCGCCGCUGGCGCCACGUAUGGGCCCACCUCCCCGAGCUCUUCCUCGGCGGCAGCCGCGACGCGCCGCCGCCGCUGGCGUCGCUCCCGGACGCCGUCGACGCCGCGCUAGCCGCCUACUCCGCCACGGCGGCGCCGCUAGAGCGCCUCCACAUCACGCUGCGACGCGGCGACGGCGGGCACCCCGUCCAGGCCAGCCGCGCCGCGUCGUGGCUGCGCUUCGCCUCGCGGCACGUGGUGGGCGAACUCCGUCUCUUUGUGCCGGCGCCGGGAGUCGAUGGGGAAGAGGAGGAGGUUCUCGAGCUCCCCGCGUGCCACCGAGCGAAAAGUGUCAGGCUUACCAUCCAUGAUUCAUGGCGGCUCCGGCCACAGCCGGCCGGUUUGUUCGCCGCGCUGACCUCCCUGAGGAUAGAUUAUGGCCGCAUGGAAGCCAGCGAGCUCACAGACCUAGUGUGCAAGCGUUGCCCGCAGCUCAGGGAUCUGAACCUUUCCGUCGAUCUGGUUGAUGUCUCCGACGUUUCUGUGCUGUCUGGCUCACUGCAGUCGCUGCUGUUCUUCGUCCUAAACAUACGGCGGCUAGAGGUCGUCGCGCCAAGGUUAGAAGAGCUUUUGGUGUAUCACGCCAGUGAGGCUCAUAUCACUUCCCCUAAGCUUGCAGAACUGGUUUGGAAUGGCGAGGACUAUGACCCUCGCCUCCACAAAUUUGACGAUGUCGGGCGUCACCUCCGGCUGCUAGAAAUUGGUCAAAUUUCAGGAGCGGCAUCGUUGAUGCGGCAGUUUGAUGAAGUUGACAAGUUGAAACUGCAAAUCUCCAUUCCAUGGGAAACAGCAGGGUACGGAAGCUUAUUGAAUGAAACGAACCAGCUGCCCAAGUGCAGGACAUUGGCGCAUUCUUGCCCAUUGUCUUGUCCUUGUCGCUUGGCAGAGAGUGGUAGGGUUGAUGGCAUUGCUCUCAGUUUCCUUGAGGAAGUAAAACUUCAUAACUUUGCAAGUUCCAGUGAUGAAUUGGAAUUUGUGGAGGAACUAUCCAGAUGCAACGCAGCAGUCCUAAAGAAAUUGGUCAUAAAUUAUGCUUAUGGCCCUGCUACUCCACUAACCAUGGCGAUAUGUGAGAAGGUCCGUAGCAUGUGGCGUCCAAAUGUUAGUGUAGAAUUCUAUGUGUUUCUAGAUGGAAGGCUAGUUCGUUUCGACUGA
Setaria italica (foxtail millet) is the source of this 1320-nucleotide messenger RNA. RefSeq names its product F-box/LRR-repeat protein 25. The coding region runs from base 1 to 1320 and encodes 439 amino acids. The transcript is spliced from 3 exons. The record is from RefSeq and is a predicted model, not a curated record. Gene Ontology annotation, molecular function: protein binding. Lineage: Eukaryota; Viridiplantae; Streptophyta; Magnoliopsida; Poales; Poaceae.